Phytophthora nicotianae INRA-310 is the source of this 132-nucleotide messenger RNA. RefSeq lists its product as hypothetical. The transcript has a single exon. NCBI's taxonomy places the organism in Eukaryota, Oomycota, Peronosporomycetes, Peronosporales, Peronosporaceae. The record is from RefSeq and is a predicted model, not a curated record. Bases 1 to 132 code for a protein of 43 amino acids.
AUGAAGCGUACUUUGCCGAAGUCGUACAUGACUGAGGUAAAGACUGGUCGCCGCACGGACCUCUUGUAUACACUGGAGAACAAUAGGUUCUUGAGCUGCAUGAAGUACAAGCCCCAGUGUGCGACCAAAUAA